This is a messenger RNA of Pocillopora damicornis (cauliflower coral), 1071 nucleotides long. RefSeq names its product peroxisomal membrane protein 11A. Gene Ontology annotation, biological process: peroxisome fission. Lineage: Eukaryota; Metazoa; Cnidaria; Anthozoa; Scleractinia; Pocilloporidae. The record is from RefSeq and is a predicted model, not a curated record. Gene Ontology annotation, cellular component: peroxisomal membrane.
UCAAAGGUACGCGAGACAGGACAAGUACUGAGGACACGUAGUAGUACGUAAGUCAUUGAUCGAACUUUUCAGCUUGAGGCAGAGCAAUUUUUCAACUGUCGGGGAAAACAUGGAUGUAGUCGCUGCAGUGGUAAAGUACAAUCAACAAACGUUAGGAAGGGAUAAACUGUGUCGGAUCAUCCAGUAUGCCUCAAGGUUGUCCAGUUAUCUUCUUCAACAAGGUGGCGCAAGUGUUGAUUGGGUGAAUAGGGCAAAAACACUAGAUAAACAGACAAGCACCUCAAGGAAAUUAUUUAGGUUGGGAAAGAGUUUGGACAUGAUAAUUGGUGCAAUUAGAGCUAAGGACAUCCAUCAUGACAACAUUCUGAAGGUCCUGAUCAUCUGCCGACGAGCUACAUUAGCCCUGUAUUAUAUCAUUGAUCACAUAACUUGGGCUGCAAGAUUGGGACUCUAUAAAGCUACCCCAAAGGAUUGGUCCAAGUUUCAGGCAAAAUUCUGGGCCAUUGCCCUUGUGUUUGGCCUUCUAAGAAACCUGUAUGAGAUCUUGAACCUAAUUUUUGUUCCAAUUAAGAAACAUGAUAGUGGAGAAGAAAGCAAUUCGCAAGGAAGUUCUGUUACAUCCCGGCUGAUGACCCGUCCCCAACUUUUUCUUGACACAGUCAAGAAUUCAGCUGAUUUCCUGUUGCCUUUCAAUGUUAUGGGUGUAAUUGAGUUGAAUGUUGGUUUGGCUGGGUUACUGGGAUUAAUUUCAUCAAUUGCAGGUGCAAUACCUGUUUGGAAUCCUAACAUGAAAUUGAAACCUUCUUAGAGAUGCAAUUGGAUGAUUUGAUGUAGUGUACUUGUGAUCAAGGCUGACAACUGGCUACACUAUAGAAUUCUUAAUUUUAUCAAGGGGGAAUUUUUUGUACUAUUACACUGUUAUCUGUGAGUGUAGUGCAUUUAGUUGCAGCGUUAGAGAGGCAACCUUUCUUAAGGAAACAGUUGUCAUUAUACUCUAUACCGCUGUAUUUUAAUAUAUAUAAUUUAAUUUGUGCCAUUAAUAUUAGUGAAUACAGAAUUUGUUUGAAGUGA